Molecule: messenger RNA, 5292 nt
Organism: Closterium sp. Naga37s-1
Lineage: Eukaryota; Viridiplantae; Streptophyta; Zygnematophyceae; Desmidiales; Closteriaceae
Source: the annotation of a GenBank genome assembly
AUGCAACAAUAUCCGGGUCGUUGGAUGCUUUCCCCUACGCCUAUGGGAUCCGUGUAUUUGAACACGGGCCACCCGAAUAUCCAACAAUAUCCGGGUCGUUGGAUGCUUUUCCCUACGCCUACCCCGCCCCAUUCUCCCGCUUUCCAUCACUCCGCCCCAUUCUCCCGCUUUCCAUCACCCCGCCCCAUUCUCCCUCUUUCCAUCACCCCGCCCCAUUCUCCCUCUUUCCAUCACCCCGCCCCAUUCUCCCUCAUUCCACCACCCCGCCCCAUUCUCCCUCUUUCCAUCACCCCUCCCCAUUCUCCCGCUUUCCGUCACCCCGCCUCAUUCUCCCUCAUUCCAUCACCCCGCCCCAUUCUCCCUCUUUCCAUCACCCCGCCCCAUUCUCCCGCUUUCCACCACCCCGCCCCAUUCUCCCGCUUUCCAUCACCCCGCCCCAUUCUCCCUCUUUCCAUCACCCCGCCCCAUUCUCCCUCUUUCCAUCACCCCGCCCCAUUCUCCCUCUUUCCAUCACCCCGCCCCAUUCUCCCGCUUUCCAUCACCCCGCCCCAGUCUCCCGCUUUCCAUCACCCCGCCCCAUUCUCCCGCUUUCCGUCACCCCGCCCCAUUCUCACGCUUUCCAUCACCCCGCCCCAUUCUCCCUCUUUCCAUCACCGCGCCCCAUUCUCCCGCUUUCCAUCACCCCGCCCCAUUCUCCCGCUUUUCAUCACCCCGCCCCAUUCUCCCUCUUUCCAUCACCCCGCCCCAUUCUCCCUCUUUCCAUCACCCCGCCUCAUUCUCCCUCUUUCCAUCACCCCGCCCCAUUCUCCCUCUUUCCAUCACCCCGCCCCAUUCUCCCUCUAUCCAUCACCCCGCCCCAUUCUCUCUAUUUCCAUCACCCCGCCCCAUUCUCCCGCUUUCCAUCACCCCGCCCCAUUCUCCCGCUUUCCAUCACCCCGUUCCAUUCUCCCGCUUUCCAUCACCCCGCCCCAUUCUCCCGCUUUCCAUCACCCCGCCCCAUUCUCCCGCUUUCCAUCACCCCGCCCCAUUCUCCCUCUUUCCAUCACCCCGCCCCAUUCUCCCUCUUUCCAUCACCCCGCCCCAUUCCUCCGCUUUCCAUCACCCCGCCCCAUUCUCCCGUUUUCCAUGACACCGCCCCAUUCUCCCGCUUUCCAUCACCCCACCCCAUUCUCCCUCUUUCCAUCACCCCGCCCCAUUCUCCCUCUUUCCAUCACCCCGCCCCAUUCUCCCUCUUUCCAUCUCCCCGCCUCCCUCUUUCCAUCACCCCGACCCAUUCUCCCUCUUUUCAUCACCCCGCCCCAUUCUCCCGCUUUCCAUCACCUUGCCCCAUUCUCCUUCUUUCCAUCACCCCGACCCAUUCUCUCUCUUUCCACCACCCCGCCCCAUUCUCCCUCUUUCCAUCACCCCUCCCCAUUCUCCCGCUUUCCAUCACCCCGCCCCAUUCUCCGUCUUUCCAUCACCCCGCCCCAUUCUCCCUCUUUCCAUCACCCCGCCCCAUUCUCCCGCUUUCCAUCACCCCGCCCCAUUCUCCCGCUUUCCAUCACCCCGCCCCAUUCUCCCUCUUUCCAUCACCCCGCCCCAUUCUCCCUCUUUCUAUCACCCCGCCCCAUUCUCCCUCUUUCCAUCACCCCGCCCCAUUCUCCCGCUUUCCAUCACCCCGCCCCAUUCUCCCGCUUUCCAUCACCCCGCCCCAUUCUCCCGCUUUCCGUCACCCCGCCCCAUUCUCCCGCUUUCCAUCACCCCGUCCCAUUCUCCCUCUUUCUAUCACCGCGCCCCAUUCUCCCGCUUUCCAUCACCCCGCCCCAUUCUCCCUCUUUCCAUCACCCCCACCCCAUUCUCCCGCUUUCCAUCACCCCGCCCCAUUCUCCCGCUUUCCAUCACUCCGCCCCAUUUUCCCUCUUUCCAUCACCCCGCCCCAUUCUCCCUCUUUCCAUCACCCCGCCCCAUUCUCCCUCUUUCUAUCACCGCGCCCCAUUCUCCCGCUUUCCAUCACCCCGACCCAUUCUCCCUCUUUCCAUCACCCCCACCCCAUUCUCCCGCUUUCCAUCACCCCGCCCCAUUCUCCCGCUUUCCAUCACUCCGCCCCAUUCUCCCGCUUUCCAUCACCCCGCCCCAUUCUCCCUCUUUCCAUCACCCCGCCCCAUUCUCCCUCUUUCCAUCACCCCGCCUCAUUCUCCCUCUUUCCAUCACCCCGCCCCAUUCUCCCUCUUUCCAUCACCCCGCCCCAUUCUCCCUCUUUCCAUCACCCCACCCCAUUCUCCCUCUUUCCAUCACCCCCACCCCAUUCUCCCGCUUUCCAUCACCCCGCCCCAUUCUCCCUCUUUCCAUCACCCCCACCCCAUUCUCCCGCUUCCCAUCACCCCGCCCCAUUCUCCCGCUUUCCAUCACUCCGCCCCAUUCUCCCGCUUUCCAUCACCCCGCCCCAUUCUCCCUCUUUCCAUCACCCCGUCCCAUUCUCCCUCUUUCCAUCACCCCGCCUCAUUCUCCCUCUUUCCAUCACCCCGCCCCAUUCUCCCUCUUUCCAUCUCCCCGCUCCAUUCUCCCUCUUUCCAUCACCCCGCCCCAUUCUCUCUAUUUCCAUCACCCCGCCCCAUUCUCCCGCUUUCCAUCACCCCGCCCCAUUCUCCCGCUUUCCAUCACCCCGCCCCAUUCUCUCUAUUUCCAUCACCCCGCCCCAUUCUCCCGCUUUCCAUCACCCCGCCCCAUUCUCCCGCUUUCCAUCACCCCGCCCCAUUCUCCCGCUUUCCAUCACCCCGCCCCAUUCUCCCGCUUUCCAUCACCCCGCCCCAUUCUCCCGCUUUCCAUCACCCCGCCCCAUUCUCCCUCUUUCCAUCACCCCGCCCCAUUCUCCCUCUUUCACCCCGCCCCAUUCUCCCUCUUUCCAUGACCCCCCGCCCCAUUCUCCCUCUUUCCAUCACCCCGCCCCAUUCUCCCUCUUUCCAUCACCCCGCCCCAUUCUCCCUCUUUCCAUCACCCCGCCCCGUUCUCCCUCUUUCCAUCUCUUCGCCUCCCUCUUUCCAUCACCCCGACCCAUUCUCCCUCUUUCCAUCACCCCGCCCCAUUCUCCCGCUUUCCAUCACCUUGCCCCAUUCUCCCUCUUUCCAUCACCCCGCCCCAUUCUCCCUCUUUCCACCACCCCGCCCCAUUCUCCCUCUUUCCAUCACCCCUCCCCAUUCUCCCGCUUUCCAUCACCCCGCCCCAUUCUCCCUCUUUCCAUCACCCCGCCCCAUUCUCCCUCUUUCCAUCACCCUGCCCCAUUCUCCCGCUUUCCAUCACCCCGCCCCAUUCUCCCGCUUUCCAUCACCCCGCCCCAUUCUCCCUCUUUCCAUCACCCCGCCCCAUUCUCCCUCUUUCUAUCACCCCGCCCCAUUCUCCCUCUUUCUAUCACCCCGCCCCAUUCUCCCGCUUUCCAUCACCCCGCCCCAUUCUCCCGCUUUCCAUCACCCCGCCCCAUUCUCCCGCUUUCCGUCACCCCGGCCUAUUCUCCCGCUUUCCAUCACCCCGCCCCAUUCUCCCGCUUUCUAUCACCGCGCCCCAUUCUCCCUCUUUCCAUCACCCCGACCCAUUCUCCCGCUUUCCAUCACCCCGCCCCAUUCUCCCGCUUUCCAUCACCCCGCCCCAUUCUCCCGCUUUCCAUCACCCCGCCCCAUUCUCCCUCUUUCCAUCACCCCGCCCCAUUCUCCCUCUUUCACCCCGCCCCAUUCUCCCUCUUUCCAUCACCCCGCCCCAUUCUCCCUCUUUCCAUCACCCCGCCCCAUUCUCCCUCUUUCCAUCACCCCCACCCCAUUCUCCCGGUUUCCAUCACCCCGCCCCAUUCUCCCUCUUUCCAUCACCCCCACCCCAUUCUCCCGCUUUCCAUCACCCCGCCCCAUUCUCCCGCUUUCCAUCACCCCGCCCCAUUCUCCCGCUUUCCAUCACCCCGCCCCAUUCUCCCUCUUUCCAUCACCCCGCCCCAUUCUCCCUCUUUCCAUCACCCCGCCUCAUUCUCCCUCUUUCCAUCACCCCGCCCCAUUCUCCCUCUUUCCAUCACCCCGCCCCAUUCUCCCUCUUUCCAUCACCCCGCCCCAUUCUCCCUCUUUCCAUCACCCCCACCCCAUUCUCCCGCUUUCCAUCACCCCGCCCCAUUCUCCCUCUUUCCAUCACCCCCACCCCAUUCUCCCGCUUUCCAUCACCCCGCCCCAUUCUCCCGCUUUCCAUCACUCCGCCCCAUUCUCCCGCUUUCCAUCACCCCGCCCCAUUCUCCCUCUUUCCAUCACCCCGCCCCAUUCUCCCUCUUUCCAUCACCCCGCCUCAUUCUCCCUCUUUCCAUCAUCCCGCCCCAUUCUCCCUCUUUCCAUCACCCCGCUCCAUUCUCCCUCUUUCCAUCACCCCGCCCCAUUCUCUCUAUUUCCAUCACCCCGCCCCAUUCUCCCGCUUUCCAUCACCCCGCCCCAUUCUCCCGCUUUCCAUCACCCCGCCCCAUUCUCCCGCUUUCCAUCACCCCGCCCCAUUCUCCCGCUUUCCAUCACCCCGCCCCAUUCUCCCGCUUUCCAUGACCCCGCCCCAUUCUCCCGCUUUCCAUCACCCCGCCCCAUUCUCCCGCUUUCCAUCACCCCGCCCCAUUCUCCCUCGUUCCAUCACCCCGCCCCAUUCUCCCUCUUUCUAUCACCCCGCCCCAUUCUCCCUCUUUCCAUCACCCCGCCCCAUUCUCCCGCUUUCCAUCACCCCGCCCCAUUCUCCCGCUUUCCAUCACCCCGCCCCAUUCUCCCGCUUUCCAUCACCCCGCCCCAUUCUCCCGCUUUCCCUCACCCCGCCCCAUUCUCCCUCUUUCUAUCACCGCGCCCCAUUCUCCCGCUUUCCAUCACCCCGCCCCAUUCUCCCUCUUUCCAUCACCCCCACCCCAUUCUCCCGCUUUCCAUCACCCCGCCUCAUUCUCCCGCUUUCCAUCACUCCGCCCCAUUCUCCCGCUUUCCAUCACCCCGCCCCAUUCUCCCUCUUUCCAUCACCCCGCCCCAUUCUCCCUCUUUCCAUGACCCCGCCCCAUUCUCCCGCUUUCCAUCACCCCGCCCCAUUCUCCCUCUUUCCAUCACCCCGCCCCAUUCUCCCGCUUUCCAUCACCCCGCCCCAUUCUCCCGCUUUCCAUCACUCCGCCCCAUUCUCCCGCUUUCCAUCACCCCGCCCCAUUCUCCCUCUUUCCAUCACCCCGCCCCAUUCUCCCUCUUUCCAUCACCCCGCCCCAUUCUCCCUCUUUCCAUCACCCCGCCCCAUUCUCCCUCUUUCCAUCACCCCGCCCCAUUCUCCCUCUUUCCAUAA